Messenger RNA from Aspergillus puulaauensis, 1722 nucleotides. RefSeq names its product nucleobase cation symporter-1 family protein. Bases 1 to 1722 code for a protein of 573 amino acids. The record is from RefSeq and is a predicted model, not a curated record. The transcript is spliced from 4 exons. Gene Ontology annotation, molecular function: nucleobase transmembrane transporter activity. Gene Ontology annotation, cellular component: plasma membrane. Lineage: Eukaryota; Fungi; Ascomycota; Eurotiomycetes; Eurotiales; Aspergillaceae. Gene Ontology annotation, biological process: transmembrane transport; nucleobase transport.
AUGACCUGGCUUAGACGGGUCAGGGAGACGCUCUCCUCUCCGAGGGUUUUGGCGAAGAGACUCGAGAUGAAGGAAGUGGAUGGGGAGAACAAGGCGGAUUACAACGAGGACCUGCUCCCAACAGAGCCAGAACGACGGUCGUGGCGAUGGGUACACUUUUUUACAUACUACCUAACGACGUCCUUUUCGCCUACAAGCUACAAUCUUGGUGCGUCUCUGGCCACCAUUGGCCUGCGAUGGUGGCAUACGCUCAUUGCUUCAGCAAUCGCCUCCUUAUUUCUAUCCAUCGUCGUAUUCCUCAACUCCCGCGGUGCAACUCGAUACCAUAUCGGAUUUCCCGUUAUCGCACGUUCAUCUGGAGGGCCGCGGGGUGCCAAAUUCUUUAUCUUCAUCCGGGGCGCUGUAGCAACGAUCUUCUUCUCGACAAACCUGUACUACGGCGGAAUGCUCAUGGCCAUUGUCCUUCGAUGUAUCUUCGGCACAGCAUGGGAUAACAUCCCAAACCAUCUUCCAGCUGACGCUGGAAUCACCAGUGCAAAUCUGCUAGCAUUCUUCAUCUACUGGUUUUUCCAAAUGGCCCUCAUGUUCGUGCACCCAAUUGUCCUGCGCCAUAUCUUCGUCAUCAAGGCGUUCUACUGCACAACCGCCCUGUUCGUGGUACUAGGCUGGGCCAUCCACCAAAACAACGGCUCCCUGGGCAGUUUCCAUUUCGAUGGACAGGUCAUUCUUUCCGGAUCACAGCUCGUCUGGCCCAUGAUCUCUGCUAUCAACUCCAUUUGCGCUGCGCUGUGCCCGAUACUGAUCAACCAGCCCGAUAUCGCGCGGUAUGCGCAGAAACCAUCUCAAGCGACCUGGUCCCAAACACUGGGAAUCUUCAUCAGCAAAAUCCUGAUCAUGUUCCUCAGCGCCGGCACAACCAGUGCGGCGCAGGGGUUUCUGGGUACUUCCUACUGGAAUGUGUGGGAUCUCUACGAUGCGAUUUUAACGAAAUACUGGGGCCCCGGUGCUCGUGCUGGUAUCUUCUUCGCAUGCUUCGGCAUGGUCCUUGCCAUCCUGGCCACCAACGCAGGCACAAAUUCGCUCCCAGCAGGCGCCGACAUGAGCGGGCUCCUACCGCGGUAUAUAAACAUCGUGCGCGGGCAGAUCAUCUGCGGUCUUCUCGGUCCACUUUUCUUCCCAUGGAAGAUCAUCGCCAAUGCGUCAAGUUUCCUAACCUUCUUAUCAUCUUAUACGGUCUUUCUCAUGCCCAUCUGCGGUAUCAUGGUGGUGGACUACUGGCUCAUCCGCCGCGGGAAUCUACACAUGCCAUCGCUGUACAGCCGGGAACCAGGGACCCCCUAUGUCUACUGGAGGGGCUGGAAUCUGCGGGCGAUUGCGGCGUGGGUGGCGGGUACUGCGUUUGUAAUCCAUGGGGUUGCGGGGGAGUUGGAUCCGCGGUUGACGGGGCAGGCGAGUAAGAAUAUGUACAAGAUUGGGUUUCUGCUUAGUUUUGUUGUGGGUUCGGUGGUUUAUUUUACUGGGUGUCUGCUGUUUCCUGUGCCUGUGUACCCGAUCAACAAGGAGGGCACGCCAGCCACUUGGGAGUAUAUGGCUGAUUCCGAAGGUUUCUUUGCUGGUGAAACACGCGAUACGAUCAGACUGGGCACUGGAGUUGUCAUGGGUGUGAAGCUUGAUGGUGAGGGCCAGGGAGAGAUUGGACGUACAAAGAAAGAAAUCGUUUAG